Molecule: messenger RNA, 6200 nt
Organism: Porites lobata
Lineage: Eukaryota; Metazoa; Cnidaria; Anthozoa; Scleractinia; Poritidae
Source: the annotation of a GenBank genome assembly
GUAAAUUAUAAUGUAAAAUAAAUAGACAGUACACGAGGUUAUCACGACCUUGGCCAUUCAAACGGAAAUAUUUUAAUCAAAAUAUUUGAGGUUUUUGCCCAAAACUGCUUCCGGGUAUUUCUGUCAGUUCCAAACUGUCCAAACUGCAUCACGUUUCGGGUUUGCUCAUAUCAUGGAAGCCAAGUUUUUCUUUGCAGCGUUGGUUCUCAAUGCUCUUUCCCCCAUUUCAGGCUUCAACCAAGGUAGGUUAAUUCGUUUAAUUUGUUUAGUCCAAAGUUUGAAGAAUUAUACAGGAUUUGGUAUGUAUUUAUUCAUAUAAAAACGUCAGACGUGCUAGAGCAGAUUUGACCUCUGGCAUCAUGGCUCAUAGUAUUAACCAAGGCGAAGCAAAACUGAACAAUCUUUGACCACACACAAAAACUCUUGCUAGAUUUCUUCAGAGGAGAAGCUACACUUUAGGUCUAUCUCAGUGGGCAGGAAUUUUAGUCCCCCAAUCAAUUUAAUCUCUAUUACCCUCUUGUUCAGCGCUAAAUACUAACGGAAGCUCAGGUGAUACAGUGAUAAUUCAAGUCAACGAAACCGUGAUCUCAAACUUUUUCGUAAGAGGCUGCAUGCGUUGCUCUAAAUUAUGCCCUGUCAGAUUAGGCAUAUGUUGCUUCAGUAUAGUGAGAGAGGAAAGCUUCCGUUUUCCUCCUAACAAUUUGGUCAUGUCUUGUACUUCGCUGCUAACCAACGCAAGGUUUUUUUUUGUCAUAAAGCCAGUCUUGUUCUUUCAUGAUAACAGGCCUCUUUUCUCUGAGCAAAGUAUUUUUCUCUCCUAACAAUUUGGUCACGGUAGCCGUCUUGUUUCUCGAAAUAUGAGUCGGAGGCCUAGUUGCAUUGACGAAAUAGUGAACUCUCUCUUUUUUCAUGAAAGACUGUAGUUCUGAGGUACGCGCUGUCAAAUCAAAGCAGACAUUGCGAAAUUAAAAGGUGAAACACUAGUUGUGUUACGCAUACCAGAGUAAAUAGGAUUCACACACUUGGUAAAUAAUAGCAAGGUAAAGUAAUCUGGGUUUACAUUACGGCACGUUUCAAGCAUUCGCCGAGGCGAUACGAGACGAAAGCUUUGACCACACACAAAACAGACUUUCUAGAUCGCCGCGCUAUAGGGGAUAUACGAAACACAAGCGGUGUCAAACGGAGGGGAAGCAUUUUCGGCAGCCCAAGCAAUAUUUUACAAUCUUGCUCGAAAGCCGCAACUAGUGAAAGCCUUGUUGGUACAGGCAAACCCCGUUAUUACGUAACUACAGUCGACUCUCUCUUAACGGACACCUCUAUAAGACGGACACCUCUGUAAAAUGGACACCUAGUGUUGGUCCCUGCCUUUGUUUAUUCCCUUUAUUUGACUCUUUAUAAGACGGACAAAGGUGUCUGUCUUUCAGAGAGUUGACUGUACACUGAAGGGGCCAUGGAAAGUAUCGCGGAGGGGUACUUUAGGAAUUUCUGGGUGGGGAUGUGCCUCUGGGACUCUGGAACCCUUUAAAAUAGCUGAAUUUUGUUAAAAUACUGAGUAAACUCCAAAAACCAAUAUCCUUUGUAGCUGUUUUUGGUUUAAAAAACCAAUGAUCAGUUUCCUGAAAAAUGAUACACUAUUCUAGACCCAAACGCUCUGAUUUAUAUACCCUAUCUAUAUCCUAGACUAAACUGCCUGAAAACCAUACCCUUCACAGCGGCACAUACCUAUAUAGCCCAUAUAAGGCAGUACCCCCCGCCCUCGGGAAAGUAUCCGCAUUAACGAGGUGUCCGUAUUAAGCGGGUCAUCUUAUUAAAGCCAAAAAAAACUUUAAUUAGAACAAAAAUUCUAAAAAAAGAAUAGAGGACAUAAACAUCGUCAAAUUAAACAUCUCUUAUAACCUUCACAAAGCCGUCAUUCCGCAGACUAAAUCCACGAAAGACUCAAAACUUAAUUAAUUGCUCAUCUGGUAUUACUUAAUCAAAAACCGUGCGUUCUCUACAUAACUGUCAUAACUCGUUUGAUGCCAAAAUCGUUUGAAGUUGACGUCUACAAAUCAACCUAUCCGGUGUACUGUAGCGCUGGGAGCAUCGACAUGCUGUCAACUGAAGGUUUUAGGAUGGGUAAGACUGGCGAGAAAAUGCUUUCAAGUCAGUCUGGUUCGAUUUCUCCUUUUUUCUGACUUUUGUGACGUAACGACCCCUGAGUGACCCCGAGCAUGCCACAUAGAACGUCUUUUGUGCGCGGACAACUUAAUUGUUAAAUUACUUCGGCGAUCCUAUUUGCCCUUUGGCCCGGACAAGGCACAUUUUACGGCAAAAAAAAAAACAACAACAACAACAAAAUUAAAACCUGAUCGAUCAUUGUUUCGAUCGUUUUAUUACGAACUGAGCCUAAGUUUUUUUGGACAAAACGACCAUGGAGAAGAAAUUGAUUUGGAAACUGAAAGGCUGACUACGAGCAGUCUCUCUUUUUUCUUAGUCCGUCGAAGGAAACGCGCGAUACACGAAAAUGACCACGCGCGGGACUGAAGGCGCGAGAUGGACUCACUCACUAAAUCUAAAGAAAAAGAGAUGCUGCUCGCAGUGUAAAAAGGCUUCACCAUCGUGACAUACCUAUUGCUUUCUUACGGGAAUACUCAAAUCGCUUUUUUACUUGCUUUUUUGUUAUUACACUUAAUUGGUCUUUGUUAAAACAGCAAGAUUUGGAUACCGUCAUUAUUAUAAAAGUUCUUACUCAAUAUAAUUUGGCGAGUUUUUUUGGCGUGUAUAACUGAAUUCAUAUUGCCUUCACUACCCAGAAAGACACCCAUACAAGAGUAGAAACAGGUGCCUGUAGGUCAGAAAGGACCUCAAAGCCGGUUUAUUGCAAAAUUACCGUAAGAUUACAAGACCGCACUUAGUUACAAAACACCCUAUGACGGAAAAAAAAACUCUUAAAAAAGCUAAGUACGACACCGCCGGAUACGAAAACCCAAAACCGCUUUGUGGAAAAAGGAAACGUAUACCCCGGCACCUGCUGACUGAUCAGCUGCGGUGCCGACAACUCGGGAGCAGAGGUCCGCAAAAAACGACGACUGCCAAAUGCUUACAGAAAAAAAUAACAAAAUUGGCAAAUAAAAUAAAAGUUAGGAAUGAAUGCUGACCUAGACUGAUUCAAAUUUGCAACUAAGCAUAUCUCAUGAGAAAGCGGCCCACAAUUCCUCCUAGCCGACCCAGUCCUCUCGUCCGUGCCGGCAAAGUAGCUAUUUCUGUCUGUUCCGUUAUAAUCUCGUACCUAGAUCUCCCACGGCCAAGGGAAAGGGAGAUCUCACUUUUCAGUGUAAAACAGAGUGAGAUCUGGGUACGAGAUUAGUUCCGUUAUACUACACUUUUCCAGAUGUGAUACUUUUCUUUCCGCUGACUCCACCUUCAUUUUGCUACUUUUUCAAAUAAUAUAGGUUCAGAGAAAACUACAGUAAAGACAAUUUAUGAUGAUAUAGCCCACCUCACGUGUUCAGCGAAUGGUAACCGUUUGCCUUCGGUUAAAUGGGAAAGAGACGGAAAAGAAUUAACGGAUGAAAGUUUAGGCAUAGUCAUCAUAUCCUGGAACAAUGGUACACAAAUCAACAGUCACCUGAUUAUUGCGGUCAACGGUGAUGAACGCUGGGGAAAGUACACUUGUGUUGUGUCCAGCGAUGGCAAAGAAACGCGGAAAACUUUUCUCAUAGAGAGAGGCGAGAAAGGUCAGUUAAGAUGGUAAUCCAUGUUACUAAUCGAUAUUAGUAAAAUCCAACUAGUGGUCUAUUAUCAAUGCUGCGUUCUGAUUGGUUGAGCUACUACCAGGCUAUAUGUUAUAGCCCACUAGUAGCGAAAAGCGCGGGCUUUUUGGCGGCAAAAAAGGAUUUAAGUCUAGCUUUAACUAGUUAAUUUUUUUAUUCUCGAUAUUUUUGACCAAAUAGUUGGAUUUUACUAAAAUAAUUAUUCCUCUCGCCCUCACGGCCUCUGAGUCAUUCAGCCUUCGGCCUCGUGGGCUAUUGACUCAGAGCCCAUUCGGACUCGAGGAAUAAUUAGGGACUUUAAGAUCCAACGACGCGGACGACAACGAGAACGUCAAAAAAACAAUUGGUUUAAUUAGCAAAACAACAACUUCACACGUGCAUCACACUUUUUUGUACAUUUCUUUCCCGUUUUUGCAGGACUACGACGUGAAAAUGUGUAAUUUCGGGUUUUAUGGAGGAAGUAAACAAGCAACGACGAAAUUUUAUUUCUCUUUCUGAGCUUGACUUUGGUCCCUUGAAAUUCAGCUUCAGGAGGGUUCGCCUACAAUUGACAAAGUAAGUGGGUAGGAAUAAUCGCUAUAAAGACUGAAAGAACGCAAAUUCACUUUACACCCAACGUCCUUGUCGCCGUCGCGUCGUUGGAUCUUAAAGUCCCUAUUGUUAAAUAUACGACGAAAGAAGGAUAAAAACAGCAUAAAGUUGUAUUAUACUUGCUCAUUCGUUAAUCUGAUAUAUAUAAAAAAAAAAACGAAAAAAGGAAAGGUUUAUACAUGCUUUCUUUUUUGUUAAAUGAACUCGCAGGAAAUGGAGACAAAAAGUUGAAGAGUGUGGAUUUAAUCGCCAUUGGUGUGGGGUUUGGAAUAACGCUAUGUUUAUCUCUGAUGAUCCUCUACUACAUGUUACAAGGAAUUAGGCGUCGUAAACGAGAGAACCCUGAUGGCGAAAAGUCUGUAAAUGGAGAGGUAAAUGUGUAUAAAUGCCUUUUUUGCCGCCAGGUUUCAGACAGAUCUACGUCGACAGUGGAUUGCUGCUGGUUUAUUACUGUUUUCCCAUAAAAAGUACCGCUCCCUCUAUCUCGUCUCCUGUCUCUCCUUGUUCUUAGGUGACGCGUCUGGCGAGUGUCUUGGAGAGGUUGUCCUUUUCCGACGACGCACUGCGCUCUAUUUUCUUCCCGAAAAUGUCUCGUGACACGUCUUACAUGACUUAUGUUAUGUCCUUUUCAUGGAAAAAUAGAUCAUGUUCAGUAGUCUCAGCUUGGACUAGCCCGUUUCAUUUUCAUUAUUUUCCUACAAUUUACCUACUCUCUUGGAGUUUCAAACUGUAUAACGAAGUGGUGUUUUUACUUAAUCGUUGGAGUAGUUUUAAUACGUCUAACAAAGCUCUUCCGAGUAGUUUCGAUGUGUCUCCUCUCACAUUUUUCUUUUGUUUUAUUUUCAAAACAGGUGAACUCAGGGCUUGACGGUGAUACUGCCUUAUAACUUUGUUCCAGUUCAGUUUCGCGCCAUUGUGCAUGCCUUGUCGGUAGAUCAAGCCACAGAGCUGUAGAUUGUUAGCUGAAUGCUGUGGUAGCUAGCGCUUGCUGCAAGAUGGCACAUAUUUAUACUAUAACUAGUUGGAAGUUAGUGAAGUGCGUUCAAUACCCGGGAGGAAAUAUCUAAGAAUUCUUUGUUGGCGAGUGCCUAUGGAGUAUGCCAGCUGGAAUUUUGCCACUUUAUACUUGAUUGGUUUAGUCCAGUCCAGUCCAGAGUCCUGUCCUGGUUUUCCAACUAGCCAUCACAACCUACCCUAUCCCAUACAAACUAUCAAACACAAAACUCCAGUUCAUCAUACAACUUAUCAAUUGUUUGAUAAAUGAUACCCUGGCCCAGACGAUUUUCAACGACGAUUUUUAGCGGAACAAAGCGUUGCAAUGUUGGAACGACGCUGGAGCUAUUCGAAACAAUGUUGCAACAAUGUUGCAACUUUGCGUUGGGGUUAAAUUCGUCGUUGCGAAUCUUCCCAUGUAGCAUCAUCUUAAAUUCUUGGGAAAACAGACCCUUGAUGACGGUAGCAUAUACCUGUGUAGCCCACAUACGGCACCCCCCCUCCCCCCUACCCCCGGAGGUCGGUAUUUGAAAGUAGUCAGUUAUUUUGUAUUUUAAGAAAGAUAGGUUUGUGUCAUUUCUAGCAUAUUUAUGACAAAGCAUACUCUAGAAAGGUUUACCGGUAUAUUUUGACUGGUUAACUGGAAAUAUAAAAGAAACCGAAUGAGAGUACAGUUCUUUACACUUUUUUUCCAAAUAUGGACAUAUUUAGCGUACAGCUGAACAUCGAUUUGAACUUGAUAGCGACCAAAAUUUAAAAAAAAUAGAAAAUUAUAAAAGUUGAAAAAUUGCUUACAGAGACUUACAGUUUUUGCUUAUUUGCUGAUAGAUAUAAGCUUUAUUUAUAACAUUAUAUAGCCAA